Chinchilla lanigera (long-tailed chinchilla) is the source of this 5020-nucleotide messenger RNA. It is a transcript of the gene Haus5, whose product is annotated as HAUS augmin-like complex, subunit 5. The record is from RefSeq and is a predicted model, not a curated record. Bases 439 to 2340 code for a protein of 633 amino acids. Gene Ontology annotation, cellular component: HAUS complex; centrosome. The transcript has 19 exons. Gene Ontology annotation, biological process: spindle assembly; centrosome cycle. Lineage: Eukaryota; Metazoa; Chordata; Mammalia; Rodentia; Chinchillidae.
GAGACCCUGGGUUCAACUUCCAGUACCACAAAAAAGAGAACGGAAGAAAAGAGAAGCAGAAAGAAAAAGCAGUAAGUUUAGGAUCUCCUCUGGUUCUCUUAGGAUAGAAGCCCCAUUUGCCCGGAACGCAAAGGGAAGUGUUCAGGACGUUGUGCCUCCUCGGGAACAGCGGGUGGUGAGCGGGACGACGACAGAAAGCGAGCGGGUGCCAACAUCUCUCUGCGACCUUGUCACCUUCAGUCAAUGCGACCCCCGCAGGAAGGGCGAGAACAGUAACACUCAGCAGGACAGCUGGACGACAGGACAGCUGGACAACAGGGCAGCGCAGCGGAGGGAAUCUGUCUGACAACUGAUGACGCCACCGCCGGCGCGCUAGUGACGUCAGAAGAAGGCGCCGCACUUGAAGAGAGGGCGGGAGGCAGAGGCCAAGGCUGGAUCAUGGAGCUAGCGCAGGAAGCGCGGGAAUUGGGUCGCUGGGCGGCCGAAGAGAUGGGAGUUCCCGCAGUAGCCCGGGCCCCGGAGUCCACGCUGCGCAGGCUGUGUCUGGGCCAGGGAGCUGACAUCUGGGCCUACGUCUUGCAGCAUGUGCACAGUCAGAGGAAUGUCAAGAAGAUUCGGGGAAACCUGCUCUGGUAUGGCCACCAGGACAGUCCAGAGGUCCGCCGGAAGUUGGAGCUGGAAACCACUGUGUCACGCCUAAGGGCAGAGAUCCAAGAGUUAGACCAGAGCCUGGAGCUGAUGGAGCAAGAGAAUGAAACUCAGGACAUAGCAACAGAGCAGGCACUACAGAGCAUGCGAGACACCCAGCAUCGAGCUCUUCUCCUCCGGGCCCAAGCUGGGGCUGUGCGAAGACAGAAGCGAGGGCUCCGAGACCCCAUGCAGCGGCUACAGAAUCAGCUCAAGCGCCUGCAGGAAAUAGAGAGGAAAGCCAAAGUAGAUGUAACCCUUGGACCUCUGGCAUCAGCAUCCCUGGCCCUGGAGCCUGUGGUCCUGCGUGAUGUCCGAACAGCCUGUACCCUCCGGGCCCAGUUCCUGCAGAACCUCCUGAUGCCCCAGGCCAGGGGAGGCAGUGUCCAAAGCCCUCAUGAUGACCACUUUGGAACUUCUUACCAGCAGUGGCUUAGCUCAGUAGAGACACUGCUGACAAACCACCCCCCAGGCCACAUCCUGGCUGCCCUGGAGUACCUGGCUGCAGAGCGGGAGGCAGAGAUCCGGUCCCUGUGUGGUGGGGAUGGGCUCAGAGACACGGAGAAAUCCAGGCCCCCAGCCCUGGCCCCGGCCGACUUCAGCCAAGCCUUGCCAUCCAUGGUGCACCUUAUCCAGGAGGGCUGGCAGGCUGUGGGUGCACUGGUCACCCAGCGGGGAGCCCUUCUGAAGGAGCAUCGGAUCCUGACUGGCCGCUUCCAGGGCCUGAUGGAAGAGGUGGAAAGACAUAGCCUUGGACCCAGUGAGAGGAAGGUGCUAAUGCUGGGUCUUCGAGGCUGUGGCCUGAAGGCAGAGCUCAAAGCCCUGUGUGCCCAGCGCCAGGAGCUGGAGGAUGCAUCUGGACAUCGGCAGCUUCUUCUGCGGGAGCUACAGACGAAGCAGCAACGCAUUCUGCACUGGCGGCAGCGGGUGGGGGAGACCCAGGAACAGAUUCGCCUCCUCAUCAAGGGAAACUCAGCCAGUAAGACACGCCUGGGUCGGAGCCCCGGGGAGGUGCUGGCUCUGGUUAAACAAAAGGUGAUCCCCGCCUCUGAGGCGGUGGCACCACAGAGCCAAGAGCUGCUGAGCUGCCUGGAAGAGGGAGCCCGGCACCUGCCUCACAUUCUGCUGAGCACCCUGCUGCGGCACAGACCCGAAGGGUUGACGCCCCUGCCCACGAUCCUACCGUCCAUCCACCAGUUGCACCCCGCAUCCCCCAAGGGCUUCAACCUCAUAGCACUGAGCCACACACUGGGGCUGCCUGCGGGGAAGGGACCAGAGCUGCUCCUCCCGAAGGCUGCCUCUCUUCGCCAGGACCUUCUGUUCCUCCAGGACCAGCAGAGUCUCCGGUGCUGGGAUCUACUUCACAUGAAGACCAGUCUGCCUCCGGGACCACCCACACAGGAGCUGCUGCAGAUCCAGGCAUCCCAGGAAAAGGAGCAAAAGGAGAGCCUGGGGCAGGCUCUGAAGAGGCUGGAGAACGUGCUGCAACAGGCGCUGGAACGAAUCCCAGAACUCCAGGGGGUCGUGGGGGACUGGUGGGAGCAGCCAGGCCAAGCCGCCCUCUCCGAGGAGCUCUGCCAGGGCCUGUCCCUGCCACAGUGGCGCCUGCGCUGGGUCCAGGCACAGGGGGCUCUGCAGCACCUGUGCAGAUGAGGAAGAGGCUCAAUGUAGAGCCAAGAAUUUCACCCCAGCACCCCUCCUCCCCUACUAAAAUAGUCAAAAGAAAGCAUGGUCAGGAUAGGCAGCCUGUAGUCCCUGCACAUACCUGCAGUCCCCCUUGGGCCGUUCUGCUGCUCCCCUCUAUUCCUACCCUGCCCUUUCAUCCCACCACAGCCAAGAGAAUGGGGUAUCUGGGGGCACACUCCAUGCACCCCUUAAGGUUCCUGCAUCACUUUCACCCUCAGCAAAUUAACUGAGUGCCUUCUUUGGGCGCUGGGGAUACAGCACUGAACAAACUGGCCCUAAGUCCCUACCUUUAGGAAGUGAUGGGUGGGGGACAGUUGGUGAGGUAAGUAAGAUGCAGUUAUGUUGGAAGAAAACUGCUGUGAGGAAAUAAAGCAGGCAUAGGAGGUAUGGUUUUUAAACAGAGUACACUGUAAAGGGCCCGAGCAGAGCCACAUGAGUGUCAGGGAGGCUCCAGCACGCACUUGGGUGGUGAAAUGUACUGCUGUGAGGGCCACUGAGGAGCCCUGUAGAGGGGAAGGUGGGACGGGGUUAAGAGAAGAUUUUCUUAGAAUUUUUAGAGUUUUCGUAUUUUGACAUUUAAAUCUGGGCAUUUGGAAUUUAGCCUUGCAAACACAUUCAACGCUGUGUGAUUUCACAUCUAUCCCAGGAGCACUUAGUAACUUCUCAGGCAGCGCAGCAGUUGCUGCUGAAACGGGAGUGAGCGGCAGGGUUGAAAGGAGGAGAGAAGGAAGCUCUAGGGCAGUGGUGGUGAACCUGGCAUGCGUGCCGCAGGAGGCUGGUCAUAUCAUUGAAAGCUCUAAAAUGUUACGUCACUGCUCUAGAGUAAUGGAAGUAUAUAUCAGGAGCAGUAUGGGUUCCCCUGGUCUAGAGAUUGGUCAGAACUCACCUCUUGUGUAUGGGAGGAGGUGGGGUACUGGGGAUUGAAUCCAGAUCCUUCACAUUGAGCUACAUCCCCAGCCCUUUUUAAUUUUGAGACAGGGUCUUACUGAAUCACUAAGUUGCUUGGGCUAAGCUUGAACCAACAGUGUUCCUGGCUUAGCCUCCCCGAGUGCUGGGAUUACGGGCAUGUGCCAUACCUGCCUUCACUGUACCCUUAUGGCCUUGUGCAUUUCACUGUGUGGAUUAUUCUUCCAUUAUAAAGUAAAACUUUACCCACUGGUUUAAAAUAUCCCAUUUUCCUACACCAAAUGUCUGUGUUUAAUUAGACGGUCUUGCCAGAUGUGGUGGUGCACCUCUAUAAUGCCAUCACUUGAGGCUGAGGCAGGAUUGCCUUGAGUUCAAGGCCAGCCUAAACUACAGAGCAACAGCCUGUCUCAAAAAAAAAAAAGACUAUCCUAGUUCUUCCCAGACCCAGUGUAUAUGUAACUCUCCAUGUGCUGCUGCCACAGUGCUUUCAUUAUGAAGGUUUGUAACACAUGGUAACAUUGGAAACGGGAUUGCCCUGUGCCUUUAGUUUUUUAACCCAGCCUCUUGUUGCUAAUUUUUUUUUCUCCCAAGUGAAAACAAAACUACUUAACUGGCCUGGUUCCAAAAGAAAAAUAACCACUUUUAUUAGUUGCAUGAUACACUUACAAAUCAGGGAGAUUUGACAUCUCUGUGAUCUUGAUCCUUCCUUUCUACCUACCUCCUUACAUCUCUCGCCCUGCAGAGCCACCUCUCCUGGCUUUCCUCAUCCCUGGCUGCUAGUCCCGUCUUUAUACGUUUGCUGUCCUUUGCACAGUCCUUAGUGCCCCCUCCCACAGAUGGGUCCUGGCCCCCCCUCCAAACUGAGCCCCCCUUCCUAUCGGACUCUAAAUGUGAGCGCCCUCAGCCAUCCUCCCUGCUCAGUUUUUGUCCAUGACAAAUCUAACAUACAGGGUGCUCUUUAUCUUUUCACUCCCUUGAGUAGAAUGUGAGGUCUAUGAAGUUGAACCCUUUUAUAAACUGUAAGUAGGGAAAACUUGCCUAGAUAUGACUCAAAGUCCAGAUGUAAUAAGGGGAAAUACUGACAGAAUUGUCUACAUGAAAGUAAACCUAAAGGAAAAGACAAAAAAAAAAAAUAAGCCCUUGCAUGGAAAAAAGAAAAUGGAAAGAAACCACAAGUUUGACAAAAAUAUUUGCAACUUAUACCAUAAAUAUGUGUGCAUGUGUGUGUUUCUACGUAUCUGUGUGAAUUCAAACUGGGAAAGAAAUAUUCUAAAGCCACAGAAGAACAGGAAAAAUACACAAAUAGACAACUUUCAGAAAAGAUGUUCCAAGACUCAAAAGCCACUAUUUUCCUUCCAUUAAGUGACAGAUACAGAUAAUAACCAUCAAGUCAAGGGUUGCCAAAGCUUUUAGCUGGUCAGUCAACCUCAUCAAAGGAGGAAGAAGCAUAAUGUCUUGUGUUCCUGAUGGGAUACAAUGAGAUACAAUAUGACAGCUCUACCUAUGAAGUAGUCACCAUCCCCAUUCCUAUAUCUGAGAGUUCCUCAUCUAAACACAUCCAUCAAGGGGCUGGGGAUAUAGCUCAGUGGCAUAAGUGCCUGCCUGGCAAGCACAAGGUCAUGAGUUUGAUCCCCAGUACCGCAAAAAAAUAAAAAUAAAAAUAAUAAACACAUCCAUCAAGUUAAUAACCAACCAGAGAUUGAAAAUAUUUGAAAAAUAAAUUUCAUCCUUACUAAACACA